Menidia menidia (Atlantic silverside) is the source of this 3902-nucleotide messenger RNA. Lineage: Eukaryota; Metazoa; Chordata; Actinopteri; Atheriniformes; Atherinopsidae. The record is from the annotation of a GenBank genome assembly.
GCACCUCUGUGAUUGACAGCUAGGCUGUCCAAUCACAGGAUCUUACACCCUUUUGCUACCGCAGUGGGCGGGACAUGCUGUCACAAGAAUGGAGGCGAUCGGCAGGCUAGCGUUUCAUUACACGCUUUUUGAUGCAAACUCUCACGGACAUUUAUCAGUUUUUAAUUUUUUCGCCUCAGAAGUGGCGGAUAGGGACUAACAAAACGUAUGCGGAUGUAUGAAAGACGAGCAAUGACCACACAAAGAAUCAUCCAACGAGAGUAGAUAAGAGCUUCUAACAGGUGGAAUCGUUUCCUCACUGAGAGACAUAAUUUGUCUGUUCACUGAGCACAGCCUGGACUCCGGCAUUGGGGCAGAGAUGGCCGAGCAGGGGCAGGAGGAGGCGGAGGACGUGUACGUGGAGCACCAGUAUAUGUGCAGCGAGUGCCACCAGCUCUUCAACACCCUUGAGGAUGUACUGAUCCACCAGCAGAUCCACACGGGCCCGGAGGCUGAGGGUGAGGCCCAGGAGGCUGUGGCCAUCCCGGGGAUGGGGCAGAGUCAGCAGUACCAGUGUCUGGAGUGCGGGAGCCUCCUCGUCAAUGCGGAGGAGCUGCUGCAGCAUCAGGAGAUGCACAUGAGGGAAGCUGGGAUGGAAGUGGAGCAACAAGAGCUGUGUCAGGUUGUGGAGGCUGGGGCGGCCAGCUCUGAGGCUCAGAUGUCUGGGCCCGUUCAGUACCAAUGCCUUGACUGUCUGGCUCUGUUUGACUCGCCCGAGACUUGGCUGGACCAUCGGCGGACCCACAGCCGGAGCAGCACUCACAGCAACACAGAGGCCACGGAGUAUGUGCUUCACCCGGACGGCUCCAUCACUCCCCUGAACAACAUGCAGAACUACGUGCUGAGUGAGCAGCAGGCCGGGGAGAUCUUGGCACAGGUGCUGGCACAGCAGCAGCAGCAGCAGCAGAAACACUUCUCGGUGUCUAAGGCCGCUGCCACCUCCCGGUCCUACCUGUUGCCCCCGGUGACGCCGGCUCCCGGCUCCGCCACCAUGCACCUGCAGAUCCUCACAGCUCAGGCUCUGGCCGACAGCUCCUCCGUCCCCAGCCAGCACCGCUCCAAGCUGGCCCCCAUGUUGCCGGCCGUCGGCCGCGGCUCUGCGGGACAGCUGGACAACGGCGUCCAGAGGCUGGAGUUGAGGCUGGCCCCCGGCGUGGACGGCAACCAGCAGCAGCAGCAGCCCACAGAGGUGCUGGUCAUCCAUCCCUACGAGUGCUCCGAGUGCUCCCUCCUGUUCCAGACCCCCGAGGACUUCCUCCAGCACCAGGGGGAGCACUUCCUGUGCCAGGACAAGGAGAGCGGAGAGCCGGGGGUCAUGAGCGGAAUGGAGGAGGCGCGAGGAAGGGAGGAGAUUCUAGUCAAGGUGGACGACAUGAGGGCCAGAGCGGUGGAGAGGAAGGCGGCGGCGUGGGCCAAGCCGCUGCAGUGCGAGCUCUGCAGCCGCGCCUUCACCUCCGUCAACCGGCUGGCCGCCCACAAGCGCGUGCACGAACAGGGCACGCACGAAUGCCCGGAGUGCGACAAAGUGUUCAAGAAGGCCACCUCGCUGCAGACGCACAUGCGCUCCCACUCGGGCGUGGCCCGCUACCUGUGUGUGGACUGUGGCAUCGGCUUCACCACGGAGAUGACUCUCAUCAUGCACAGGAAGUCGCACACCGCCGACCCUCUACACAAGUGCCAGUUCUGCAAUAAAACCUUCACCAACAUGACUAAGUACCUCUACCACCGCCGGAUCCACCUGAACCGUGAUGCGUGCAGCGCCGCCGCGCCCACCUUUGUGGCUGCACCUCCAAAAAGAACAUUUGCUGGUUCUCUAUCAAUCCUUCAGAGAGCGCGAGAAAGAAACUCGCACACUGCUGAUACAGAAAUGAACCUGCUGGCCCCUCUCUCUGAGGAGGAGAUGGAGGCACUCAGCGAUCCGAACCAAAAUUCCCCCCGCAAAGUGGAAGCAGACCAAGAUGAAAAGACGAAGGCUCCAUCGGUGUCCGCGCCAUCUGAGGAAAACACCGAUGGUCCCCAGCAGGUGUUGGUCUCAAAGCAUGAAGGUGAAGCAGAAGUCCCCCCUGACCCGGCCGGCUCCGCACAGGCUGCCUCACCCUCCACAUCAAGCAAAAGUCCUUUCUGCUGUCGCUCGUGCCCCAAAAGCUUUCCUUCCCAGCUGCAGCUCAUGCACCACCGGCGGAAGUCUCAUCUCAUUGAGCGCAGCUUCCUGUGUGGUGUCUGCGGGAAGUCCUUUAAGAAGCACAUCCACGUGCGAAACCACAUUCGCACGCACACGGGCGAGAGGCCUUUCCAGUGCUCCGACUGCGGCAAAACCUUCUCAUCGCUGGCCAACCUGAUGAGGCACACGCUCAUCCACUCCGGCGUGCGGCCAUACCGCUGCGACGUGUGCCAUCGCUCCUUCACCCAGUCGUCCAACCUCCGUCAGCACAGCCUGCUGCACUCCAGCUCCGCCACCCUGACCUGCCCCGACUGCCCGGCCACUUUUCGCCUGGCCGCCAAGCUGGCAGCGCACCGCUUCAGCCAACACCCGGGAGCCCCGGCCCCGUUCCCCUGCUCCCACUGUGAGGCCGGUUUCCUAACCAGGAAGCAGCGGGACAGCCACUGUGUGGAGCAGCACCCCACGCUGGUGCAGAGUAGCGCACACGGAGAGGCCACCGCCCAAUCAGAGGGAGGAGAGCGGGUCUCUGAAGCCUCCACCUCAGCGACACCAGGGGGGACAGAAUCGGGGGAUCCGGGCGGUUUGGUUAGAGAAGCACUCGACUGCAACGUUUGUGGAAAGAAGCUGAACUCUCCCUCCAAUUUACGACUUCACAGACUGAGCCACUACACCUUGGGCCUGGGCCGGCCUCGGUACACCCAGGUGAAGCGGCCUAAAGCUUACCAGUGUCCCAUUUGUGGCAAACUGUUCGUGUCGUCCUCUGGGGUGGCGCUCCACCAGCGCAUUCACACGGGCGAGCGGCCGUUCCCCUGCCAGGUGUGCGGGAAGCGCUUCCGCCAGAACGCGCACCUGCGCGAGCACCUGCGCACGCACUCCGGCGAGCGGCCCUUCCGCUGCGAGGUGUGCGGGAAGGGCUUCAUCCAGAGCAUGCACUUGGCCGAGCACCGCAGGACGCACACAGGCGAGCGGCCGCACGCCUGCCCGCUGUGUGGCAAAACCUUCAAGACCUUCUCCAACCUGAGGAACCACAAAAAGAUGCACUUGCGGCAGCAGAGGCUGGACAUGGAGGCCGCCGCCCAGGCCGCCAUGGAGACCGGCUCCACUGUGGCAGUGGUGGACGCCUCCGCUCUGGACCUGACUAACAGUCAGCCUCAGCUCAUCCAGAUCCAGACCUCAGAUCUACAGCAGGCACAGGGUACCCCCACCAUUAUGUGUAAUGAGUUUGGGGAGACCAUCGCCAUCAUUGAAACCAGCGAGGGGGGAGUGCUGCCCCUGGAGCAGGCGCUGGAGAUCUACCACACAGCUCUGGAGAACGGCCUCGCCGUGGACACGGUUUCUGUGGACCGGCUGCAGCUGCUCUGAGGAACAGAGCUAAUUAACGCAACACUAGUCUUAAUACUGAGUUAACAUUGAGCUGACGAUGAUUUACUGGAACCAGAUAUUUAUGAACUGAACAAUUCAUAUCGCAAACAGACCAAAGUAUGUGGGGUUCCCUCUUGACCCGAGGGGUCAGUAUUGAUAUAAUGUGAAGAGUACUUUGUCCUAAAAUUAAAGACAUGGUGUAAGAUAUAAAUGACUAUUGGUUGUGCCUCUUGAUAUUUCUAUGAUUAAUUUUAUUACUUUUAUGACCUGGAUGUGAUUUUUCUGUUUAAGAGUUUGGUCAUCUUGUUGUAAAUGAGUAAAAAUCAAUAAAUGGUUUUUC